AUGCCGUAUUACGGACAAGGCCUCUGGAUCAAGCCCUUCCUCGGGCGAGGCCAAGAGAUUCUUCAGAUCCUUGAGGCACGAGACAUCUUCAAACUUCAGAGGCUCACGGCCGCUCUCCGCCAGCAGUUCCCCACUGAGCUAGUUGAUCUCAAGCAGUUCGUCAGCAUCGCCGAGCUGAAACAGCACCACGAGGAGUCCGUCAAUCAGUACCUCUUUCGUUGCAAGAAAAUUGCUGAGCAGGUUGGAGACGACCCCAAGCUGAUGGAUGUCCUUGCUUAUAAGACGAUGGCCGGGCUGCGUGGCGGAUCGCUCCGCGAAAAAGUCCAGUGCACUGUCGGAGAUGAGCACGGCAGCGGCCGCCCAUUGCGGAGCGACGUCCUACGCGUCAUGGGAUAUCUAAGCGGGAGUGGCAUGGUCGGCGCGGAUGUUCCCCCGUCGAGUGUCGAUAGGGGUGCUGUCUCUGGCUUCGGUGAGCAGGUUGCGAGUGGAGUGGCAAUCCAUAAUGAGCACGACAACGGCGACCAGGAGGAGGGUGAUGGAGCCGUUGGUACCGGCGGGCUGGACAGAACCGAGUUAAGCAGUGACGAUGGACUGACGCUGGAGGGGCUCCACUUGUCGGAGGGGGCCUUCAACCCACAGGUCCCAGGACCCGCGCAACUGGACGGUCGCUACGGUUCAAUGACUCAACAGGCUUAG
This is a messenger RNA of Tricharina praecox, 696 nucleotides long. RefSeq lists its product as uncharacterized. The coding region runs from base 1 to 696 and encodes 231 amino acids. The record is from RefSeq and is a predicted model, not a curated record. NCBI's taxonomy places the organism in Eukaryota, Fungi, Ascomycota, Pezizomycetes, Pezizales, Pyronemataceae. The transcript is spliced from 2 exons.